Messenger RNA from Opisthorchis viverrini, 964 nucleotides. RefSeq lists its product as hypothetical. The transcript is spliced from 4 exons. The annotation marks the transcript as partial. NCBI's taxonomy places the organism in Eukaryota, Metazoa, Platyhelminthes, Trematoda, Opisthorchiida, Opisthorchiidae. The record is from RefSeq and is a predicted model, not a curated record.
AUGCACUAUCAGGACCCAGUGAUUUUUGACCAAUUUUGUUAUCAGCCUGUACUGAAUACUAACAGUCAGUCAACCACUACUUCAUUGGAGAAGUACACCGCUCCGACGUUUUUGCUACCCGCGAUUACUCCUUUGCGCCUGCUUUCGACCAUAAUUAAUGAGAUUGGAAGUAGUAAUAGGAAGGUUUGUGAGGCUUCUCCUGUUUUUGUUGAACUGCAGCAAAACAUAAUAAAAAUGCACACCUCAGUAGCAAUCGAAGCCCAUUCUUUCGUCCCGAACGAAACGUCUUUUCAGGUCACUGGAAGCAUACAGAAAGUAUUGAGCGCAAGAACUCCCGGGUUGUCGAGUGUAUCAAGCCCUCGAACGAUUCUGGUUAAAAAAGACAACGUAAUUGACGGAGACGGUCAGCAGUACAACGUUGUGAGGCACUAUCAAACUUUUGUUUGUAUUGACCGAAUGGUUAAAACGUUAAAGGCAGUACACAUUAUGCUACAUGGUGCCUCACCAACCACUUGGUCACAUCCAUCUGGAUUUCCUCGUGCCAGACUAUUCCAGGAGAAUUUUGGAAUGAAGAAAGCACAAGAGGUUCGCUCGGACCGCGUCGCAUUCUCUACCCGUAUCAAGCAACGUUUACGAAAACCGGUUGGAUUCAUGCACACGCAGGUAUACUGUCCAAGUUACGAAAGUGCGGAGAAGGGCCGAUGUGGUGCUUUCGCAUUACAUGGAACCUCUCUUAACGAAAAGCCGCGCUGCCGCUGGUUAGAACAACGCGAGGCUCAAGUCGCGCUCGUUAAUUUGAGAAACCUGUGGUGUCAAGCGACAUCCCUGAAUAUCAAGGGGCGUAUGUAUCAGGACAUGGUUAGGCCAUGUAUUGCACAUGCCGUCAUCGUUUGCCGAAGACUACUAUUUUCCAUGCCGAACUCAGUGUGGCGGAAGCAGAAAGAUGGCCAGUCCUGGCGGAAAG